AUGUUCUCUUCCUACUUCCCAUUCCAGAUUGAGUAUACUGCAUGGAAGGUUAGCUAUGAUUAUGUGGAGAACUGGAACUCUAAGGAUUUCGAUGAUUCUACAUGGGCAUCGAAGAAGGCCAAAGAUAUUGGAACGAAUUCUAAAGUCACAACAUACAUUCGCAAGGAAGUGAACAUCCCCGAUAUUGCCAACUACCAUGUGCUGAAUAUCCGUGUGAAGUAUGCUGGAGGAGUUGCUGCUUACUUCAAUGGCAGAUUGGUGGCUCGAUUCAAUCUGGAAGAGAAUUUCGAUGAAGAAUCACAAUCUCUCCAGGUCCACGACGCGGAGGAGUUCUCCAAGUUCCAUGUGAUCAUGUCGACGGUUGGUGGAAUAACCGGAAAGAACAUCAUGGCAUUUGAGGUCCAUCUUCCAGCUGGCCAGUCCUCCUCGAAUCCUGUUGUGUUCGAUGCUACUGGCGUGUUUGGCGUGAACGACUGCUCCAUUGUGGUGGACACAUACAGCUCGAUUGACGGAUCCACUGUGAAUAUGAUAACGGUCGAAGAACUGUUGAAUCUGAAUCCUUCCACUUAUGGCUACCAAGCGAACUCCCAGGGGUCGUAUGUCGAGUGGGCUGUGGAAAAUCUGGAAGGAACGAAGUUUAACAGCUUCGCCAUCCAGUCUCCCUAUGGAGGAUCGGGAUUCGGAUUCUCUUUGUAUGUUCGCAAGGAGACAUCUGAUGAAUACACCUCGUCUUUGGAAGUCACUGGACAGACUCUUGAGUACAUGGACCGUACUGCGUGGUCCGUCCCCUUGGGUAUUGCUGGAUUCAAACAGAUCAAGUAUGAGGUGGAUGUUGCUGCCUACAGUAUAAUCUACAUAAGCACGUUCAUUCUCCAAUACUGCAAGCCUAGCGGAGCUGGAGUGUGUCCUGGAAUCGGCGAUUAUCCGUCUGUGGGAGAGGGAGAAAUCUCGCCCGCUUCUUGCGAGGAAGGAUAUCGUGGAUAUUCGUACCGCACGUGCUCUGGGGGUGUGUUGGGUGACGUCAACAACCAGUACUGCACACAGAAAGUCCCUGAUAAACUUUUGUACGAUGCUUCUAUCUACAAUCUUGUCCUGGGAACCAAUGUCCAUGUUGCUAAACCUUCGUAUUUGAACAUCAUCGAGGAGUUCUAUUUGGGUGAAAAUAUCCAGCUUCCUCUUGGAUUGGAGCUGAAUGCCAAGACUGGAGAAAUCACUGGAGUUCCCGUUGAAGAAAUGGCAUUAAGAGCAUACACAAUCUACGGAAAGAAUCUGGUUGGCGUCACCUUUGUUGAGAUCGAUAUUUCUGUUAGAAGGGGAACCUGCAAGGAUGAUGGAAACUUCCUCACUACGAAUGUUGGAGAAGUCUUUGUCUAUGAUUGCGCUAAGGGUGGUGCAUACGUGGGGACUGAGAGAAGAACUUGCUACCUUGGAGAAAAGGAUGGAGAAUGGGGUCCAAUUUCGGGAGCCUGUAUAUCUAUUGCGACUAUCAUCGUUUUGGUGGUCAUAGCGCUUAUCGUUAUUGCGAUUGUCGUCUUUGUUUUGGUCCGUGUGUCUAGAAAAGCGAAGGCUGUAGGUGGUGUGAAGGGAAGGAGCGCGAAGAGUACAUCUUCCAAGAAGAGUCUAUCCAAGAACAAUAGUGACAAGAAGACAAGUGACAAGAAGGCUGUUAAAAUCUAA
This is a messenger RNA of Blastocystis hominis, 1677 nucleotides long. RefSeq lists its product as hypothetical. NCBI's taxonomy places the organism in Eukaryota, Bigyra, Opalinata, Blastocystidae. The coding region runs from base 1 to 1677 and encodes 558 amino acids. The record is from RefSeq and is a predicted model, not a curated record. The transcript has a single exon.